This is a messenger RNA of Monoraphidium neglectum, 1761 nucleotides long. RefSeq names its product putative dipeptidase. Gene Ontology annotation, molecular function: dipeptidase activity; cysteine-type exopeptidase activity. The coding region runs from base 1 to 1761 and encodes 586 amino acids. The record is from RefSeq and is a predicted model, not a curated record. Lineage: Eukaryota; Viridiplantae; Chlorophyta; Chlorophyceae; Sphaeropleales; Selenastraceae. Gene Ontology annotation, biological process: proteolysis. The transcript is spliced from 6 exons.
AUGCAACCGCUCAACUACCCUUGCAGCAGGCCUCGCCACGCUGGGCUGUGCCUGCCGCGGCGCAGCCCAGUUCACACCGCCAUCACCGCCGCUGCAUCUGCCCUGCUUCUGCUGCUGCUGCUCCUGCUGGCAGCGGCCCCGCGCCAUGUCGCGGCGCAGUGCACCACCAUACUGGUCGGCUCUGGCGCCACGGUCGACGGGUCCAUGAUCAUGGCGCGCAACGCGGACGCCGGCGAGGCGAUCAAGCCGGCUGGCCUCCUGCACCACCCCGCGCCCGGCAAGCCGGUCCACUUCCGGUCAAACAUCAACGCCUUCGCCGCCGACCUCCCCGCCGACGCGCUCGCGUACACCGCGUCCCCCUCGUUCUUCACGAUGGCCCCCGGCUCCCACAACCCCUCGUUUGAGUGCUGCGGCGUCAACGCCGCGGGCGUCAGUGUGACCGCGACGGAGACCAUUCUGCCAAGCGCUAAGGCGCUGGCCGCAGACCCCCUCGACGAGGAGCGGGGCCUUGGGGAGGACGGCAUCGUGUCCGUCCUGCUUCCGGUGGCGCGGAGCGCGCGGGAGGGGGUGGAGCUGCUGGGGGCGAUGGUGGAGGAGCGGGGGGCGUCGGAGGGCUACGGGGUGGCCCUCAUGGACCAGCGGGACCUCUGGUACUUUGAGAAUGGCGGCGGCCACCAGUGGCUGGCCCAGCGCGUCCCCGACGACUCCUACUUUGUGAGCGCCAACCAGGGCCGCUUCACCACCAUCCCCACGUCAGACUCAGACGCCCUCGCCUCGAGCGGCGUCCAGUCGUUCGCCCGCCAGCACGGCCUCUGCAACUCGAGCCGCCCCUUCAGCUUCUUCGAGUGCUACAUGCAGGACGACCCCUCGGACCGGCACUUUUACAACCGCCCGCGCGUGUCGCGGCUUCAGUUUCUGUACUCUGGCCACCAGGGCCCGGACUACCCCGUCUUCCUCAAGCCCAAGAAAAAGCUCAGCGUCUGGGACGUCGCCAGGGGGCUGCGGGACCACUUCCAGGGGACCCCUGGGGAGCCCUACUUUGCGCAGAACCCUGGGGGCCCCUGGCGGCCGAUCAGCCUGCUCAGGACGCAGCUGGCGCACGUCAGCGUGCAGCGGCCGGUGGGGGGAGGCCUGCCGGAUGAGCUGACCUUUGUGGAGUGGGUGGCGUGGGGCAUGCCCACGCUGUCGCCCUUCCUGCCCCUGUACCUGCGGGCGCUGCCGAAGGUGCCUGCACGUCUGCAGGGCCCCAGCGACCAGCCGGACGACACCACCCUCUACUGGAUUAUGCGGCGCCUGCAGGCUGUCGUGUUCCAGGACUUCCCGGUGCUGGCACCCCCGGCCAUCAAGGUCAUCACAACACUGGAGAGGGGCAUCGCCAAGGCCGCACGCGCCAUGGAGCACAGAUACAAGGCCAGUCUGGCGUCGGAGAACCCUGGGGCGGCCCCCCAGCUGGUGCAGGACUUCACAGACGCUGCGGUGGAGGUCACUGCCGCGGUCAUCUCGAAGGUGACCGCCCUGCUGGCGGCCAAGGCCGGCCUGGGCCCGCUGACUAACGAUGACUACGCGGCCAUGCUGGUGGCCGCUGAGCUGGAGUACCAUUUCCACCUGCCAGAGGGCCCCCAAGGCCGUGGCAAGAAGGACAAGAGGAAGGGGCCCGAGAUCAAGGGGGGUCUCGACACGGGAGCCGAGGGGGGGGCGGCGGCGGCAGCGGCUGGAGGGGGCGAGCCGCAGGAGGCAGGGGCAGCGCCCAAGUCGACGUGA